Amborella trichopoda is the source of this 2176-nucleotide messenger RNA. Its product is annotated as Pentatricopeptide repeat (PPR-like) superfamily protein. Gene Ontology annotation, cellular component: intracellular membrane-bounded organelle. Gene Ontology annotation, biological process: RNA modification. Lineage: Eukaryota; Viridiplantae; Streptophyta; Magnoliopsida; Amborellales; Amborellaceae. Gene Ontology annotation, molecular function: RNA binding; protein binding. The record is from RefSeq and is a predicted model, not a curated record.
GCAUGAAGUCACAACAGUUUGUAAUUGUCCUUAUCUUCCCUAAUCAGAGAGAAGUUACUUUUCUUGUUCCCCUAUAAAAUCCAUGAUCUAAAAUGAACCUUGAAACAAUUGCAGCCUCUUUAAGAGGCUAUGGAAGAAGUGGGGAUUUUGGGUUAGGCAAGGCCCUCCAUUGUCAUAUAAUAAAAUGUGGGUUUGGAAGCAAAACCUUCAUAUGCAACAACCUGAUUAGCAUGUACAUGGAUUUUUGUUUUUCUGAAUCUGCACAUAAGUUGUUCGAUGAGAUGCCUGUGAGGAAUGUUGUGUCCUGGACAACACUAAUAGCCGGAUAUACGCAUGGUGGAAGACCCAAUGAAGCGUUGAAACUCUUCUCUGAAAUGGAAUUCUCGCCUGAAAAGCCUAAUUUGUUUACUUUUUCUAUUGCCCUGAAGGCCUGCUCGAUCAAGAAAGACCUUGAACAAGGUCGGUUGAUUCAUGAUCAAAUUUCUAGAGCAAAUUUGUUGUCCGAUACCAUUCUGAUGAACUCUUUAGUGGACAUGUACAUUAAGUCUGGCAGUUUGAUCGAUGCCCGAAAGGUUUUUGAAGGUAUGCCUUUGAAAAAUACAGGUUCUUGGAACACCAUGAUUGCUGGGUAUUUAGCAGAAGGCGAAAUUGAAGAGGCAGGUCAAGUGUUCUCAUCAAUGCCUGAACCAGAUUCGGUCUCUUGGAACACCAUGAUUGCAGGCUAUGCGAAGCUUGGGCAUGGUGGAGUGAUGGAAUUAGUGCACAGGAUGCACAUGCAAGGGCUGAGGCUUGAUGGAUUCACUUUUCCUUGUGCCUUGAAGGCUUGUGCUUCUCUCAAGAAACUGAUUGAGGGUCAACAGAUUCAUGCUUAUGUUUUUAGAUUAGGAUUUGAGUCGCAACUGUUAGUUGUGACUGCUCUGGUUGAUAUGUAUGUCAAGUGUGGCAAAACCCUAGAAGCUCAGACUCUUUUUAUGCAACGUUCUGAUGGUGAAGGGUCUGUUAGAGAGAGUUUGGCCCUUUCAAAUUCAAUGCUAGGUGGGUAUGUUAAUAAUGGGCAUUAUGGUGAUGCUCUUGAACUGAUUUCUCAAAUGUACAAGUCUGGUUUGAGAUUGGACUCCUUCACCUUUGGAAACAUUUUAAAGCUGGGAUGCGAUCAAGACAAUGUGAGACUUGGGGCUCAGGUGCAUGGCCUGGUUGUGGCCUAUGGGUAUCAUUUGGAUGCAGUUAUAGGAAGCAGCCUGGUAGAUUUAUAUGCCAAAUGUGGAAGAAUAGAAGAGGCACAAAGACUUUUCCAAUUGCUUCCUGAACAGGACAAUGUCACUUGGGCCAGCUUGAUAGCAGCUUGUGCUCAUCAAGGAUUGAGCUCACAAGUCUUCUCAAUCUUCAAAGAUAUGCUUGAAUCACGUGUUAAUGCCGACCACUUCGUUCUCUCGAGCAUUCUCAAAGCAUGUUCCACACUGUCCGCUCUUGCUAGUGGUAAACAAAUCCAUGCUGUCAUCGUUAAGAGAGGAUAUGAAACAGAGGUUAUCACAAGCACUGCUCUUGUGGAUAUGUACUCAAAGUGUGGUGAAAUCGAGGAAGGAAUUGCUGUUUUUGAUGGGUUAAGGGACCGAGAUAUAGUUUCCUGGACUGGAAUAAUUGUGGGGUGCGCUCGAAAUGGGAGAGCCAAAGAGGCAAUUGGCUAUUUUGGAGAAAUGUUAAGAUAUGGGGUGAAUCCAAAUGAGGUCACUUUUGUGGGUAUUCUCUCAGCUUGUAGCCAUGCUGGGCUGAUUGAUGAUGCAUGCAGGUAUUUUGAGUCUAUGAGCCAUGACCAUGGAGUCAUCCCAGGUAUAGAGCAUUACUCUUGCAUGAUAGAUCUUCUUGGGCGAGCUGGUAGGUUUGAAGAGGCAAAGAAGUUAAUGGCAUGCCUGCCACAUGACCCUGAUAGAGAUAUAUGGACUGCCAUGCUUGGGGCUUGUGGUAUUCAUGGGAAUGUUGCACUUGGUAAGCAUGCUGCACAAUGCCUUAUGGCUACCUCGCCAAAUACCAUCUCGGCAUAUGUGACUCUCUCUAAUGCGUACGCUAGGAUGGGCAUGUGGAAGGAGUCAUGCAUGUUGAGGGAGGUGAUCAGAGAGAAGGGCAUGAAGGAAGCUGGAAGAAGUUGGGUAGAUGCCUAGUUAUUUGUGUUCCCUGAAGA